Molecule: messenger RNA, 1059 nt
Organism: Ostertagia ostertagi
Lineage: Eukaryota; Metazoa; Nematoda; Chromadorea; Rhabditida; Trichostrongylidae
Source: the annotation of a GenBank genome assembly
AUGUCAUUUUCCGACUCCGAUUCCGAUUACGAACUCGACGAUGCUGUCAGAAUAGGAGAGUGCUUCUAUGACAUUGGUCAUGUCCCUCCAAACUCGAACAACUGUUCCGAAGAUGAAGGAAUUCGGGACGUUCAAAGUGACGACGAUCUUGAAAUGGCAUCGUGCAGCAGUUAUCCCGACGAUAGUCCUGUCCUUAUAUCCGUUGACGCUAUUGAAAUUCGAUUCACUUCUAGUGAUCCGGAUGACAAACUUCUGAGAAGAUACGGUGAGGUUCGAGGCACGACUUUUGCAUGGCGUGUUCAGCUUGCAGGUACUAUAGAAACGGAUUCAUUAGAGGUCUGUUCGGAAGGACGAGAGUUUGUUAUGCGUAAGCAGGAAGGUGGUCAAUGGGGCCGUUUAAGCAGCUCGACAACGUCGAUUCGAUCUGGUAAUUACACCACGCCACGUAACUAUGGCUCGAGUCUGAGCUCCUAUCGAUAUUCGGCCUCUUCAUACACACCAUCGACACGUCCUACUACUACAUCGUCGUCUGCGUCUGCUUCCGAUGCCAACAGAGGUAGCAUGACGCUGACACGAUCCAGCACAACUGCUGCUUCGAAUGGGACUGCACUGACCAGAUCGUCGUCAGUGUCACCUGGAUACCAGCGAUCGCCAUAUACCACACCAGCAGCCUCCCGCAGCUCGGCGUUCUCUCCUUCCACCUUCGCAUCUGGAACAGGUUCCGCAACACUUGGGGCUACGGCUGGUGCACGAUCUUAUGGCUCAUCCAUGGGCCAUAGCCCGUCCAGCUACACAUUGUCUUCAGCUGCAGCCGCUCCUCCACCUGGUAAUUUCGCUGGAGGUCAAGCUGCUCCGGCGAACGCUUCACCACCCAACGCCGUGCGCAGCAGGUCGUCAUCAGCAAUUGCAAGUUACCGCAGCGUGAACGUGGCUCAAUUGAAUCAACAAGCACGUGAACGAGCCGAGAGAGAUGAGAAAUGCCGCGAAUACAAGGAAUGGGAAGAACGUGAACGCAUGCGUGUGGAGAUGAGGAGCCACCGGUGGUGGACUUCAGAAUGA